AUGUCAAAAUCCGAAAACUUUGAGCGUAUGCUGAAAGUGAUUCGAUCUCAUACCAAGGGUAAAUUAGAGAAUCAACGACAGCCGGCUCUAUUGCUAUGUUCAAUUGAAAAGUACAUAGCUCAGAAAAAGCUUGAACUUUCUCCAGUCGUGUACAUGUCAGCUUUGACUGCCCUUAUAAUGCAAAGCGAUAAACUAGACUACUCUGCUGUUUAUUUAUUAUCAGUUGUACUUCCAGCUGUUCCCGAAAAGGAGAGACUCACUCACGCCAAAAUACUAGAAUCGCAUCUUGUUCCUUAUUUGAAAGAGCAAGACACUGAAGCUCCGACUAUUCGCUGUAUUUUGUUAUGCAUACAGGAAUUCUUAUUUGCUAUUUUGGCUCAAGAUAUCACUUUACAUUCUGAUUCCCUUGAAUUGUCAUUGGAAGUACUGUUGGAAUAUUCAAUUGAUUCCCGGCCGAAAAUUCGUAAAUGCGCUAUCCAAGCUUUACAGGGAGUUUCUGAGAAAAGCGAGGUUUCUUCAUCUUUCUUGACAUCUCGUAUCAUUGUUCUAUGUUCUCGAGUUUUCCGUGAAUUAAAUGAGUCCCCUUCUUCCGAUAAAGCAAACGUUUCAACUUCUAUUCAUUGCAUGCAGCUAUUGGAUGAAUUUGUUGAUUUUCAACAUGUGAGCGGUACCGAUCUUGGAACUACUACCGGUUCCUUGGUUUCCAUUUUGCAAUCCGAUAUAGCUUCUUCAGAGUUCGUUGUUCAGAAAGCUACUUCAUUGCUCGCUGAUCUUCUUUCGAAACGAAUCGAUGCUAUACCCGAUGCGUUUGUAGUUGAUCAAACUGACAAAAUGCUUCAAUCUUGGGGAAGAGCUCCAUUGAUUGCUAUUUUGUUCAGCACUACAUUUGCUAAAAGAAGCCAAUCCAAGGGGAUAAAAAAGCUUACCCAUUUAUUUGAUCUUUUGUUAGAAUCUGCGUUGGAUGAUACUGAUAGCAAUGAGUCCAAAUAUGGAUUUCUUAUUGAGGAAGACAGCAAUCUGGUUGAAAAUUGUUUGACUAGUACAUUGUCAAACAAAUCUAUUGCUUUACAUGUAAUUACACAUGUGACAGGAAAGAUUUCAAAGCUGAUUGGAUCCGCUCGUUCGUUACGUCCAAAGCGUACAUAUAUAGUUAAUAUCUGUUGUGCGUUCCUUACAUUGUUCAUGAAGGCGGCGCGUAAGGAGCAUAUGAGCAUGUUGUUUGAUACCUUUAAAGACAUUGCCCGUGUAAUAAACCAAUGGAAGACUCCAACAUCAAAAGAAGUAAAGCAGCUAUUCAAGGUAUCUUUUGAAAAAUUAGGUGUUGAGGAAACUAUAACAUCGUUAACACCUAAAAGUGAGCUUUCAAAAUUCCAACGAUAUUCUUGGCUGAAGGAUGUUUUACUUGAUACCAAAAAUAAUGACUUUUCAGGGUUUUCUAAUGUCUUUAUGCCGGUCAUUGAGUCAGGUACUCCUCAGUGGUGGUCAGUACUUCCCGCUUUUUGUUCGUCUGUAGACGAUCCUAAUGCUUUGAGUGAGGAAGUAUUGAAGAAUAUGGCUUCUACUGUAUACCAGCAUGAAAGAUAUCGUGAACCUAUUGUUAAAUCAUUCAUUUCGCUAUCCAAGGUUUCUUCAGUUCACUCCAUACUUUCAGAAAAUGCCGUGAAUAUAAUUGGUGUACUUGGUAACAUCCUUGCAUCUAUGCCUCCUGCCCAUACGCUAGCACCAUGUGUUAUUGAUGCUAUGGUCUCUAUAUAUUCUGUUUCUGCAGACAAGCAAUCUCAAAUUAUAAAGAUGCUCAUCGAUUCUGCUCCUUUAAGUGAUGCGAAUUUAGGUAACAAGGCAAUUGUCAAUGCAUUCCCUGCUUUGCUCAAUAUUGCUCCAAGUGACACUUGGAAACCUUUCUUGCCUCAUUUGGUAAAGCUUUUCAAUCAGAAACCCCCGAAGGAUUCUCAAAGCGAAACGUCCUCUCUAAAUUUUGGAGCUGGAUUUGCUUACAGGGUGUUGAAUGCUUGUCUUUCAAAUCCAAAUAUGGUGGAGACUGUAUCACCCUUCGUUGGUAAUUUGGUUGAAUCAUUAGUUGACGUCGGCGCCAGUAUUCAGUCCAACUCCAAAUUUACUACUCUUGAAAGGUUUAAGACUUGGAAGCUCCUCUUAGGUUUAAUACCCAAAGAUGAUUUACAUUUAAUGUCUCCUCUGAUUUCGGAAACGGCACUAGCAUCUAAGGAUCAUAUGGCUGAUGUACGUGCUAACGCGUACGAAUUGCUUGUUGAAAUGGGAAAUAUUAUGAAGAAAGGUGGUAAAAUUAAUCGUUCACGUAUUCAAGGGGCCGAUUCAAAUGAUGUGACGGUUCAAGCCUCUCUAAAAGAAUACUUCACGAUGGUAUCUGCCGGUCUUUUUGAGUCAACGCCCACUUUAACUACAUGUACAAUUCUUUCUUUAACAAGACUUUAUUACGAAUUUAAAGAUGAAAUUGAUGAAUCCAUCACCGACUCUUUGAUGGAGCUCGUCGAAUUAAAUUUGUCAUCAAGCAAUCAAGAAGUUGCGCGUACUGCUGUGGGAUUCGUCAAAAUGAUUAUUACAGUAAGUUCUAAGGCAACAAUAGAGCGAUUUUUGGAUUCUUUAAUGCCUUCAAUUUUCCGAUGGCUUAAAGAGCACAAUGCUUUUGUAAAAAUUAAAGCGAAACAAUUGCUUGAUAGAAUGUUGAGAGUAUUCACCUUCAGUGAACUCUCUAAGUAUACGCACGAUGCUGCUGAUAAAAAAUGGUUGGAACGGAUUUUGCAGGUUCGAAAUUCACGAGCAGAAAGAAAAGUUGAAGUCAAGGAUGAAGAAGGUGAAAGUGAAGCUGAUGAGAUGGAUUUGGAUGUUGACAUUAACGACAACGAUGUGCCAUCUAAUAAAGCAGAAAACAAAAAGAAAGACAACCGCCAAAGGGUCCCCAACAAAAGAGAUUUUGGGAACAAAAGGGAAAACAAGUGGAACAAUAGAGAGAACAAGUUCAGCUCAAGAGCAGCUCCAAAUAAAAGACAAAGAAAGCAGGUAUAG
Molecule: messenger RNA, 3042 nt
Organism: Schizosaccharomyces osmophilus
Lineage: Eukaryota; Fungi; Ascomycota; Schizosaccharomycetes; Schizosaccharomycetales; Schizosaccharomycetaceae
Product: rRNA processing protein Rrp12-like
Exons: 3
Coding region: 1-3042 (1013 amino acids)
Source: RefSeq, a predicted model, not a curated record